Molecule: messenger RNA, 1200 nt
Organism: Scomber japonicus (chub mackerel)
Lineage: Eukaryota; Metazoa; Chordata; Actinopteri; Scombriformes; Scombridae
Gene: chst6
Product: carbohydrate sulfotransferase 6
Exons: 1
Coding region: 1-1200 (399 amino acids)
Biological process (GO): N-acetylglucosamine metabolic process; sulfur compound metabolic process; carbohydrate metabolic process
Cellular component (GO): Golgi membrane
Molecular function (GO): N-acetylglucosamine 6-O-sulfotransferase activity
Source: RefSeq, a predicted model, not a curated record
AUGAUGCCCCGUUGCAGAGUGAACCUCAGCACCAUGAUCUUCCUGGUGAUCCUGCAGGGGGCAGCAGUGGUGCUGUUCUGCGGCUGGUAUGUCCAGCUCAGCCCCUGCGGCUCCGCCCCCUCUAAUGGCAAAGUUCACGUGCUGUUGUUGUCGUCGUGGCGAUCAGGCUCAUCGUUCCUGGGUCAGGUGUUCAAUCAACACCCAUCUGUCUUCUAUCUUAUGGAGCCCGCUUGGCAUGUGUGGACCAAACUGCAGAAGCCCAGUGCGAGAGCAGUCCGAAUGGCUGUGAGGGAUCUAUUACGUAGCGUAUUCCAGUGUGAUUUCACAGUGAUGGAGGCCUACCUGCCAGAGCACCACAACGUGUCUUCCUUGUUCAUGUGGAGUCACAGUCGAGCACUGUGCUCACCCCCAGCGUGCCCUCUCACACCACGCAUCAAGUUCAGCAACCAGACUCACUGCUUGCUGGCGUGUGACUCUAGGGGCCUCGUGGGGGUGGAGGAGGCGUGUGGUACUUACAGUCACGUGGUGUUGAAAGAAGUUCGAUUUUUUGAACUUGAAUCUCUUUACCCGCUCUUGCAAGACCCAAGCCUAGACCUUCGUAUCAUCCAUCUGGUUCGAGACCCACGGGCUGUCAUGCGGUCCAGAGAGGAGUCAGCCAAAGCUUUCGUCAGUGAUAAUGCGGUCGUCUUGGAGCAGAGGAGCAUUCCAGCAGCUGAGGUCCAGUAUCAAGUCAUGCAGGAGAUCUGCCGUAGCCAUGUGCGCAUCAAUGAGAGGGCCAUACUGAAGCCCCCUCCCUUUCUAAAAGGCCGCUACAAAAUGGUCCGCUAUGAGGAUGUGGCGCGAAACCCACUUGGGGAAAUAACUGCCAUGUAUGACUUUGUAGGUCUGGACAUGACCAAACAGCUGGAGGAAUGGAUCUACAAGACGACCCAUGGAAAAGGUAAAGGCACCAGGAAAGAGGCCUUCAAAAUCACUUCACGAAACGCUGCUGAUGUCUCCCAGGCUUGGCGUACCUCGCUGCCAUACAACAAAGUUAAGCGUAUCCAGGAAGUGUGUAAGGGGGCUAUGUCAUUGCUCGGGUACAGGACAGUUAACAGUGAAAAAGAGCAAAAGAGACUUGACAUAGAUCUGCUGGUGCCACGCGAACCUUAUCAGUUCAGUUGGUUACCAGCCAAAACAGAACAUCCCAGUAAAAGUUAA